Molecule: messenger RNA, 2369 nt
Organism: Xiphias gladius (swordfish)
Lineage: Eukaryota; Metazoa; Chordata; Actinopteri; Istiophoriformes; Xiphiidae
Product: aminoacyl tRNA synthase complex-interacting multifunctional protein 1-like
Exons: 4
Coding region: 532-1581 (349 amino acids)
Molecular function (GO): tRNA binding
Source: RefSeq, a predicted model, not a curated record
AGGAGGAAGUGGAGGAAGCGUGAGAAUCCGUAUAUGGCGGUACGGACUUUUUCCAUUCAAAAUGCGUUUACCGGUUUGUCGCCUCUCUUAUAAGUGUCUGGAGGGGUGUCGGUCACUACACCAUCUGAGUCAACCGUGAACGAAUUUUACCACAGCCAAAUUUAAGCGUGAAGACAGAGACCAGUAAGAGAUGAAAAUGAGGAAAAAUUAAUUUGCAGUACAAUAUCAUCAUGGGAGUGAUAUUCCAUGUGUCAGAUUGUAAUGGUGACGUCGGAUAUUAGAUCUAAAAGUCUUCUUUGUCCUGAAAAAUUAAAUAGAAAAAUCCUUAAACUUCGGGCUGUGAGAAGGUGGUCCACGCUUUUAUAUAAUUCCAGUACAUUUAACAAUCUUUAAAUUUGGCUGGAUUGCUGUACUGGCUACUCCAGCAUCUGCCAGAUAACACGAAACCUGCUUAACUUGGCUUUAUAACAUACAAUACGGAAUGGUUUGUUGCCUUGCGAAAUACGGUCGUAUCGUCUGCAGCUGUCCAAGAUGGCGGACCUUACGUGCCGUAAACCGUUUACGCUGGCGCAUGCGCGACUCACAUCUACGGUUGACUCACCGUGUGGUGACAAAGAGGACAGAAGUCAAUGCAAGUUGCAAGCUCUAAACACUUCUGAAACGAUGGGCCGUAGCGAGGAGCUCAGUGACUUUCAGCGGGGCACUGUUGUUGGAUGCCACCUGUGUAAAAAGACAGUGCGUGAGAUUUCCGCCCUGCUAAACCUACCUCGGUCCACUGUGAGCUGUGUGAUUUUAAAGUGGAAACGAGGAGGAAUAACGACGGCUCUUCCCCGGAGCGGCCGACCACACAAGCUCAAAGAGGAGGACCGUCAAGUGCUGGAGAGGGUAGCGCUGGAGACGUGUUUGUCCUCGGUGGAAGCCCUCACCACCGAGUUUCAGGCCGCCUCUGGAGCCAAUGUGAGCUCCAAGACUGUCCGCCGGGAGCUCUAUGAGAUGGGUUUCCGUGGCCGAGUGUCCGCAUACAACAAGCCAAAAGGAGGGGAAAAGGUGAAAAAGAAGCAGGCACCCCACAGCCAAGAGGAUGCCAAGGUGGACGUGUCUCAUCUGGACUUGCGUGUUGGACGUAUCAUCACAGCCCUGCAGCUUCCAGAGACUGAUAGUCUGUAUGUGGAGCAGGUCGAUGUGGGAGAGGCUUCUCCCAGGACAGUGGUCAGCGAACUGGCUAAGCACAUAUCAGUGGACCAGAUGCAGAACCGCAUGGCAGUCCUACUGUGUAACCUGAAGCCAGUCGAGAUGAGAGGAGUGGUGUCCCAGGCUAUGGUCAUGUGUGCCAGCUCCCCAGACAAAGUCGAAAUCCUUGAUCCUCCAAGUGAAGCAGUACCAGGGGACAGAGUUACUUUCCAGGGCUUCCCAGGUGAACCGGAUAAAGAGCUGAACCCCAAAACAAGGCUUUGGGAGCAGAUCCAGCCAGACCUUCGCACAGAUGGCCAGUGUGUUGCAACUUACAAGGGAGCUGCCUUUGAAGUCGUCGGCAAGGGAGUGUGCAAAUCCCAAACCAUGAGCAACAGUGAAAUCAAAUAAACUUAACAGAGCUGCUCAAAAUAGCUUAGUGCAAAUCCCUGCAGCCAAAACACUGUGGAGAGCCUUCCCAGAAAAGUCGAGGCUGAGAUGUUCAACAAUCAUCUAUUCAUACACCCUGUACAUUCAGCCACAACAUUAAAACCAAUUACCAGUUUUAAAGUUGUGGCUUAUUGGUGUAUUUGACUGUCCUCAUACUUUUGUAGUCAAAGCCAAGGAAGGUUACCCUCUGUUGGACCAAUAUGAGCAUUACUGUUACAUUGUUUUGUUUUGUUUUUUUAAAUCAUGCAAAUCUGUAGUUUUGAAUUUUGCCAAAAGAGGGCACUAGAGUACCCAUGAUAUUGUACAGCAUGUGUGUGGGGAUUUGUCGACGUGAGACAUGGGAACAUGCAGUACACAGCACACAGUCAUACUGAGCAAGGAAAAAAGAAAAGGGAAAUUCUUCAUAAGAAUCCUAUUUAGUUGGAAAGUAUCUGAUCAAAUUUAAAAGCUUUCCCAUGACACCAUAGUGGUCAUUUCCAGUGAACUGGGGAUGAAACUCAACGGUGCAGAAAUCCCAUUGAAAAAAGGGAAACUUAACAGAUUUACUUUCUUUUGACAGUAUGAAAUGAGUUCAGAAGGAAUUAAUUUACUUAUUGUAUAAGGUCAGUUCUUUGUUCUGCUAUGACAGUUCUGUGUUUCUUCAGUGUAAGCCUGACGAGUCAGCCUGUUAUGUAUCAGUAUGCAUAGCCUGUGGACAGUUUUGUUUGAAGGAUGUAUCCUACCUAAUAAAUUAUUAUGUCUGAGAUCAA